AUGGCGACGAACAUCAACGAAGCCGAAUUCAAGGCCAUCAUCAAAGCCGCCGAAGACUGGCCGCGAGCAGAUACGGGCAACACAGAUUUCGGCUAUGGCACCGCAGGCUUCCGAAUGCGUGCCGACCUGCUCGACUAUGUUGUCUUCACAGUCGGCCUUGUCGCCUCCCUCCGUUCACGAAAAUGCGGCGGUAAUGCCAUUGGCAUCAUGAUCACUGCUUCCCACAACCCGGCGGACGACAACGGGGUCAAGAUUGUGGAUCCCAUGGGCGAGAUGCUGGUGUCGGAGUGGGAGCCUUACGCUACGGCCAUGGCGAAUGCGCGUACACCGGAUAAGCUGCGCAAUUGCUUUAUCCAGAUUAUUCAAAACGCUCAGGUGCAUGAUCAUAAUGCUCGCAAGGUCAUCUUUGCAAGGGAUACGAGGCCGUCUGGUGCACGGCUUGUAAGAGCUCUGAAGGCUGCUCUUGAAGCCACGAACACUGAGUAUGUCGACUAUGGUAUCCUCACCACUCCACAAUUACACUACUUGGUCAAGGCGACGAACACGGAAAAGAUGGACAAACCGUACGGUGAGGUAUCAGAGGAGGGUUACUACAAGAAAAUGGGCAAGGCGUUCAACGAGGCCAUAAAACGUGCCACCAAGCCACCGAGUAGUCCUGUCACGGUCGACUGUGCGAAUGGGGUUGGUGCGCCCAAGAUGAAGAAGCUGCUGGAAUACCUGCCAAAGGACAUACUCAAGAUCAACGUGGUGAAUGACAAGAUCGAGUCGGCCAAGGAUCUCAACUUCCAGUGCGGUGCAGACUACGUCAAGACCUCCCAACGCGUACCGAAAGACUUCGACGGCAAGCCCUACGAUCGAUGGUGUUCGCUAGACGGCGACGCCGACCGCAUAAUCUACUACUUCGUGGAAGACGGCUCCGUCUUCCGCCUCCUCGACGGCGACCGCAUCGCCACCCUCGCCGCCUCCUUCAUCGGCGACCUGGUCCGCAAAUCCGGCCUCGAAGACGCCAUCACCAUCGCCAUAGUUCAAACCGCCUACGCCAACGGCGCCUCCACCAAAUACGUCGAGCAGACCCUCAAACUUAAAGUCGAAUUCACAAACACGGGCGUCAAACACCUCCACCAUGUCGCGGCCAUGAAGGAUAUAGGCGUGUACUUCGAAGCCAACGGCCACGGCACCAUCCUGUUCUCCGAACGCGCCCAAAAAGCCAUGCGCAAACACCAACCCCAAUCCCCGGCCCAGAUGGAAGCACUGGAAACUCUCCGCGCACUCACCGACCUCAUCAACCAAACCGUUGGCGACGCCCUUUCGGAUUUUCUCUUGGUGGAAACUAUCCUCGCGCAUAAAGAAUGGACGGUCCGCGAAUGGUUGAGCACGUACACCGACUUACCCAACAAACUCGCCAAAGUCCUCGUCUCGGACCGCAGCGCCUAUAAAUCGGUCGAAGGGACCGCGGAGCGUCGGCUCCUGACGCCGAAACCCGUGCAGCCGCGCAUCGACGCUAUUGUGAGCAAGUAUAGGGAUGGGAGGUGUUUCGUCCGAGCAUCGGGGACGGAGGACGCGGUGAGGGUUUAUGGGGAGGCGGGGGAGGUGUAUGAUACGGAGGAUUUGGUCGGGAAGGUUUGUGAGUUUAUUGGAGGGCUUGGGGGUGGUGGUGGUGGUGGUAUGUCUGAUUCUGUUGGGCCUGCAGGGCGGUUGGGGGGUGAGAGUGGUGCUUACCAGACGCAGAUGUUGAGGGAGUCGGGGCUGGGAAGGGAUCUUAGGGAGCCGCAGGCCGGUGAGUGA
Recurvomyces mirabilis is the source of this 1785-nucleotide messenger RNA. It is a transcript of the gene PCM1, whose product is annotated as Phosphoacetylglucosamine Mutase. NCBI's taxonomy places the organism in Eukaryota, Fungi, Ascomycota, Dothideomycetes, Mycosphaerellales, Teratosphaeriaceae. The record is from RefSeq and is a predicted model, not a curated record. The transcript has a single exon. Gene Ontology annotation, molecular function: magnesium ion binding; phosphoacetylglucosamine mutase activity. The coding region runs from base 1 to 1785 and encodes 594 amino acids. Gene Ontology annotation, biological process: UDP-N-acetylglucosamine biosynthetic process; carbohydrate metabolic process.